AUGUCGCUCAAGCAGUUACCGAGCGAAUUGAUCCUGCAGGUGUUCCAACAGAUUGAUGAUGCGAAGGCUCUCCAAUCGGUUGCUUGCACGUGCGCUGAGUUCAGGGAUGUCGCCGAGAUAUGCUUGUACUCUCGAGCGCUUAUCACUCAACGCGCAUCGAUGGAGCAAUUCAUGGAGCUCUGCCGGAGUGACACUCGACGUGCAUCUUAUAUCCAUGAACUGCAAUUGUUGUAUUCGGUCAGGCAGUACGACCGCCUUGAAACUCAACCUGUUGAUCUGUUAUAUUUUCCUUGCCUGGGGACAUUUGUCUCAGAGAGCCCCUUCUGCAAUGGGCAUUCGCGGAUAGGCAAAAACGACGAAGGUAUCUGGAAAGCAGAUAAGGAAGCAUACAUGCGUGCUUUUGAGAAGGCCUCUUUGCUUUCUGGGAUCCCCAAAGCUGAAAAACCAUUGAGCAAAUUGAGAUCAAUAACUCUGCACUGGACAACGAGCAUCCACCUCAGAUUUUGGGAGACGAGCCCCGCAUGUCCCGUCUUCUUACUCCCGGAGUUGCACGAGUUAGAACUCUCUUGCGUGAAGAUUAAAAUCUCCGAAUCGGACCCCGAUUUAAGUGCUUUUCGGAGCAAGACCGCCCUAAAGUCUAUUAUCUUUCGCGAGAGUAUUGUAUCGCCCGAUGCGCUGGAACAAAUCCUGUCACUACCAUCAGGUCUCACGACGUUGGUAUUGCACGAGCUUAACUAUCACAGAACUGGCACUUCGUUUUAUAAUUUCUUCAAAGACGAUCUGGAAACAUCUCAACGCGCUCUUUCGCUGCAAGCCACCAGCCUCCGCUAUUUCGAUUUCUAUGGACAAUAUACGGGUUACACUGGCCGCCUGGAGCGGCGUAGCAGGUGCUUGGAUCUUUCAAACAUGACUGCUCUCACGUAUUUACAACUCGACUCGGGCGACUGCAAUAUUGAAACUCCGCCGCCGAACCUUGAGACUCUGUGUCUUACUAACGUAGACCUCAGACUUCUAAGAGUUGGGAUGCGGCCCAUGUUACUCAAAAGUGUCAACCUCGAGGAAUGCCUUAGGAGUUGCUCUGUGCGUAAGACGGAAUUCCGUUUAGACCUACGCAUCCACCCACAGUAUCCCGCCUGGUCCGUCGGACAAAGAGAGGACGUGUCGAUCCGCCAGGUAAUUGCAAACUUUCAAAACAAGCUUGACACAUUCAAGCACACGUUGGCAGAGCUUCCGGAAGAGGAUGAACCAACGGGGCCUUUGAAACCUGACAAUGCUGGCGACGGAGCUGCUUCAGAUAUCUCACCUGAACUUGUUCCAGUUCGUAUGAGGGUUCUGACGGCGAAGCGCGUCUCUUAUAUUCCCCCGUAUCUUUAUAGAGAGAAGGCGCCAAAAUGGAUUGUUCGAUACGAUUCAGACUUUUUGGCACACCCUUACAACGAAGACAGGACACUAGCGGAAGAUGACAGCAGCGGAGAUGAGGAAAUGAGCGCUGCCUUCCGAAACGGCGAAUUGUCAUGA
This is a messenger RNA of Truncatella angustata, 1518 nucleotides long. RefSeq lists its product as uncharacterized. The transcript is spliced from 2 exons. Lineage: Eukaryota; Fungi; Ascomycota; Sordariomycetes; Amphisphaeriales; Sporocadaceae. Gene Ontology annotation, molecular function: protein binding. The coding region runs from base 1 to 1518 and encodes 505 amino acids. The record is from RefSeq and is a predicted model, not a curated record.